This is a messenger RNA of Vitis vinifera (wine grape), 2573 nucleotides long. RefSeq lists its product as uncharacterized. Gene Ontology annotation, molecular function: translation release factor activity. Bases 1565 to 2239 code for a protein of 224 amino acids. Gene Ontology annotation, cellular component: chloroplast. The transcript is spliced from 8 exons. Lineage: Eukaryota; Viridiplantae; Streptophyta; Magnoliopsida; Vitales; Vitaceae. Gene Ontology annotation, biological process: translational termination. The record is from RefSeq and is a predicted model, not a curated record.
UUUCAAUUUCUGUUCCCAAUUCAAUCAAUCGAAUUCCGCGUUGGAUACAAUCGUUUGGAUGUUGAGAAAAUGAUGAGAAUGAAAGAAAAGUUGAAUCACCAUCCAGGGUUGGAAAAUUCAAAAUUGCACUUUACCUGGAACAAAGUGAGAAAGAUAAGUAAUCAAAAUGUGAUUUUCUUUUAUUUUUCUGGUAACCAAACAGAUGGUCGGAUUUCACUCUUUAUAAGUUGGGAAUGCUAUUGCUGGAAGCUUAAAUUAUGGGGUUUCUCUUUGAACAGCCGUGGGAGCUAUUGCUGAUUUGGAUUACUUAAAUUUUUGUUAGAUUAAUUGUUUUUUGAUAUUUGAGAAUGUUUUUAUUAAAAUAGAAUUGGGUUAGAUACAGAUAAAAUAUAGAAAAUGUAAUUGAACUUUUGAAUUGUUAAAUAUUCGCCUACCAUGAUUCGGGAAUACAGAUAAAUGCCACUUUUUACCUAAGAUUCACACAGAUGAGGGGCUCUCAUUGCUGUAUUUUCAUUAGAAACCUGUCAAUGUCAUUGUUGAAUUUUUUGAUUCUAGGAUUUCAUUCUGGACUACAACUCAAAUUAGAUUUUUUAUAAAAUUAAUUAUCUGAGAAGAUUAUCUUUUACAAUUAUGUAUAAAACAAGAUCUGGUUUGAAUGAACGGUCACUAAUUUUACCAUGGAAACAUAAAUGUACCUAUUAUGCUGUUAAUGAAUCCCAAUGUAAAUGGAAGCCUUUUGAAGAAAAGGAAGAGGAAAAAAAAUGUAAAAACUCUUUAUCCUAGAGGAAGAACUUUGAAGUGCAAAAUAAAUAAAAUGAAUUUAAUUUUAUCAAUUAUAACUAAUAAAUAAUAAAAAAGGUUGGAAGAAUUUUAAUGUGCAAAAUAAUUGAGAAGAUUUAUGGUGGGGAAAUCAACCAUUUUGUUCAUAAUUUUUAGGUCUUUAUAGAGUUAUCACAGUUAAAAAUCUCACCAUAUCAAUUAUCCUUGGUAACUCUUCUUUUCUUUCUUGGAACCUUAACUUUCGUCACAACCUAAUUGAGAAACCUUGGAGGACUUAUGCCUUUACUUGUUCUUAUGCAGUUGUCCCCAUUUGUCGUAGAUGUGAGGGUUUAGUCUUUAUCCUUUUUUGGCUUCUUCUUAGUAAAAUCAUUCUUUUUGGGUUUGUCCAAUCUAUUGAAUCAAGUUCCUUUUCCUUUAACCAAUUUUUUAUGAAAAUUUGAUGUCCAGGUCAAGGCCUUUGUUUGGCUAGUGGUGCAUAAGAAGGGUUAUGGCACAGCCGCACAAACUAUUCAGACUAGUUCGGAUGGAUUGGGUACCACCUAGGAUGGAUUAGGUACCACCCAGGAUGGAUUGGGUACCACUUAGGAGCACAUGGGACAUGAUGACCAUUUCAUACAUGGGUUUAGGAAAUUCCAUUAGAGAUUUAGCCCUAUUCUCUAGCUGAAUUCCUUUUGUAAAGCUUGCGGGUCCUCCUCUGUGUCAAAGAACCUGGUGAAGCAGUCUGCUACUCUAUAAGGCCUUUCUCUUUGGUGAUUGAAGAAGGGUGGAAUAUCCCAUUCCAGCAAUGGCUGCUCAAUCCCUCUGGAGAUUGUUUCUCAGAGUUCCAAGCUCAAGCCCAAGCUUGACUGCAGUAGCAACAGCAAGAAGAAAAUUUGGAAUGAGCUGUCGUAUGUCAUUCAGCAGUGAAAACAGCAGCAGCGGCAGUGGAAGCAGAGAAUUCCUAGGGUUGUCAGACGAACAGUUGAUGAAACAGUGCGAAAUGAGUACAUUCAAGUCUUCUGGUCCAGGUGGCCAGCACCGCAACAAACGAGAAUCUGCCGUCCGUCUCAAGCACCUCCCGACUGGCAUUAUUGCCCAGGCUGUUGAGGACAGAUCACAGCAUAAAAAUCGAGCAUCAGCCCUAGCUCGCUUGCGUACUCUAUUGGCUCUGAAAGUCAGGAACAGUAUAGAUCUUGAUACAUAUUCACCUCCUCUGGAGCUUCUUCAAAUUCUUCCAGCAAAAUCAACAAUCAGAACAUCAGAUUGUGGUCCACAAAUUGGCCCAAACAAUCCCAAAUUCGCUUUGGGAAUGCUAGCUUUGUUGGAUUUAAUUUUUGCAGUGGAGGGCUCUAUAUCAGAUGCAGCAAAGUUGAUGGGAUUAAGCACCGGGGCUCUAUCACGUUUGGUUCUCUCUGAUGAUUCUCUUCGGAUGGCAGUGAAUGAGCUGAGGACAUCGAAGGGUUUGAAGCCUCUCAAGUAGGAUUGACAGAUUGGGAAUACAUACUUUGGGUACAAGUUGCUGUUGAUUUAUGUUUUAACAUCAAUAUUCAUAAGAGUACAGAUGACACAUCACCUGUUCUUCAUGGGAACUGCUUUUGAACCUCAAACAACCAUCCCACCUUCUGCAUGAAAGGUGGGCUGGCUAUCAUUGUAAUGAAAAGGAAGGCUUCUUCUCAACCAUGUUUCAGAAAAUUAUAAAGAAAAAAGAAUGUUAAACUCAAAACUCUUAGACAUUUAGCAACAUUAUUUUAUGAAAGAAUUGGUCUAUUUUCUUCCAAUUUAUCAGUCAAAAUGAAUAGAACAGUUCUUCUUAA